Prunus avium (sweet cherry) is the source of this 1289-nucleotide messenger RNA. The record is from RefSeq and is a predicted model, not a curated record. Lineage: Eukaryota; Viridiplantae; Streptophyta; Magnoliopsida; Rosales; Rosaceae.
AUGCUGGCUCUAUUUCCUGAAAUAGAAGAAUCGACUCUCUCUGAGGAGGUUCUCGGGGAGUUGCCGGAAGUAGUUGCUGUUGUUACAGAGGAGGAACCAUGGACCCUCUACUUCGACGAUUCUUCUACAUCGAGUGGUGGAGGAGCAAAUGUGGUGCUCAUUAAUCUCGAGGGACAAGCUACGACCCUCUCAUUCAAACUAGAUUUUCCAUGCACAAAUAAUGCGGCAGAGUAUGAGGCCUUCAUUAUGGGAAUGUCCAUAGCAAGAGAGAUGGGUGUAGAGAAAAUCAAAAUUAUCGGGGACUCAAACCUGGUGCUAAGUCAAUUACAGGGGAAUUUUGCUGUGAAGGAGGAGACAUUGGCACCAUAUCGUACAAUUGCUGAAAAAAUCAUUAAUUCUUUCAAGCAAGUCGUGAUGGAACACAUUCCCAGAGUCACCAAUAGAUAUGCUGACGCUCUGGCCACAUUGGGGUCGAAGCUCUUGUUUGCCCAAGAGCAGCCCAAUAUUACUGUGAUAAAGAAGGAUAUGCCCAUAGUCGAAGCGAUGUUCCAAGGGGAGCUGCUGGAAGUAGAAGAUGAUUGGAGGAAAGCUGUGAAGGAGAAGGUUGAUCUGUGCCCACAAGGCUUGCUUUUUGGCAAGCAUUUCGAAAAGCUUAUUCAAUGUGAUCCUCGGCUCAACUUCUUAAGCCAACAGCCAGAAAUUGUGUUAGAAUCUCCAUUUUUCGAUGCUAGAGUUACAGUAUUAGGUGACCCUGAUGAAUAUGGACGUCGGUUUGGUCCAAAAAAUGAGGAGGGGCCUGCUAUAUUUGGUUUGCAGGAUUCAGCAUCACCUUCUGGAACUCACUCGCCACCGUGUAAAGAUGAACAAGAUUUUAAUGGUAGAGGUCCUGAAAAUUAUUCCCAGGAAAUUUCUUCUCCUAGCUCAGUGAUGGACACCCCUGCAAUUGAUAAAAUUGGGAGCUUUGGAGCUAAAACCUCAAAGACGCCCAGCAAUUUUAAUCAAAUGAAAGUUCCUGGACUUCCCAUGUCGAUGUCAAUGAGUGAUUUCGUAAGCCACAUUGGACAAUGCAUUUUUGGAAAGAUAUCUGGCAAGGAGCAACCUAGCAGAGAUGUUUUGGAGGAGAUUACUCAAUACUUGUUCAAUGACGCGCAACUCACCUUACCCUCAGAUGAGCAAUACGUCAUGUCAAGGGUCAACUCCCUUUAUUGCCUUUUGUAGAAGGAUGCUUCUACAACACUAAACUUGCAAGCCAAAACUGAUGACUGCUUUGAUGUAAAUGAUGAUGGGAA